This is a messenger RNA of Hymenoscyphus albidus, 1155 nucleotides long. The record is from the annotation of a GenBank genome assembly. Lineage: Eukaryota; Fungi; Ascomycota; Leotiomycetes; Helotiales; Helotiaceae.
CAAAUCCCCCAUCCCGAUCCCCAAAAUACAUUUCUAUCCUCAAAAGAAAUUCCUCAGUUCAAAAACAGUAAUCGUUCCAUACACAACAAAUCAGUCCCCAAUAAACCAUUAAAUCCAAAGCCAUCCAAAUCCAACACAACACAUUUCCUGCCUCAGGUAACUAAAUUAAGGCACAAUACACGUGACAUUGGACAUCAACAAUUCCAAUUCAUCCAAUGAAUAUAUAUCUCUCCAACCAUCAACAUUUAUACCUCCUCCAAAAAUCCCCAAAAUGACCGACGCAGCACGCUGGAAAGCAACAGUCUACAUCGGCGGUCUCUCCCCCUUAGUCAACACCGACAACCUCCAAGCCGCAUUCCUACCUUUCGGUGAGAUUACAGAUGUUUCGAUCCCGUGAGUCCCCCCGCCCCCCCCCAACAUCAAAAUCCAACCAAAACCAAAAAUCAAUAAAAGAUAGAUAAACUAAUUUGGAGGUAGUAAAAACGACACCCCCAACGCCCAAGACCCCCACCGAGGCUUCGGCUACGUCGAAUUCUCCAACGCAGAGGACGUCAAAGACGCAAUCGAUAACAUGGAUCAAUCCGAGUUAUUCGGCAAGGUGAUUAAAGUCUCUGCUGCGAAGCCGCCGAAGAAUGUGAAUGAGGGGUUGGGAAGCAAGACGGCUUUGUGGGAACAGGUAUGUUUAUCUUUAAGUUUUAUUUUCUUCUCUUCGUAUUUUGAAGGGAAGAUGUCUUGUUUUAUGUUUGAAGUGGAAGGGCAUUUGUUGAUGUUCUAUGGUAGGAGAGCUGGCUGGCGGAAAAUGCUGUGAGUGAGGAGGAUAAGUUGGUCACGGAGAGGGCGAGGGCGGGUGUGGAGGAGAGACCGGAGGAUCCUAUGCAGGGACUUGAGGGGUUGGAUGUUGCUGGUCCACGGCCGGAGUAGAGAGGCUAUUACUGUAUCGUCUUUUGAAAGGGAUUGUAGGUGCAUGGUAUUGGCGUUCUGAGAGCUUGGAAGGAGUACAAAAUAGGAGUUUUUAUGAGGACGUAAUAGCACGUAUUGAGAAAAAAGAAAAGGCAAUGUCAAAUCCAUCUGGUCGACGUCUUCGUAUUGAUAAAGCAUACCAGUAUCAGUACUACUUUGGUUUGUACACUCCCACCACCGGUAUCCAUCCAUCCC